AUGGCCUCCGCGCCGAGAUUCGUCCAAAGUCCCACCGCGUGGUGUCAGCGGAAGGUGAAUUUGAGGCCGCAGCACCGCGGCGUCCAUCUGGUCACCGAGGAGAUACUCAGGCAAUUGCCCGAAUUGAAUUCCUUCGUUAUAGGAUUGUGUCAUAUUCAAAUUUUACAUACCAGCGCUAGUUUAGCUUUAAACGAAAGUUGGGAUCCCGACGUUCGGGACGACAUGGAAAUGAUGCUGAAUAAAAUCGUGCCCGAAGGAUUACCUUAUAGACAUUCCUGCGAAGGACCCGAUGACAUGCCGGCUCACGUGAAGGCCUGUUUCCUGGGCUCCAAUCUGACCAUACCGAUAACGGAGGGCAAGCUGAACCUGGGCACGUGGCAGGGCAUAUGGCUGUGCGAGCACCGAGACCACGCCGGCUCCCGCAAGCUGAUGGUCACCCUCAACGGAUGCCUGCGGGACAACGCGUGCACGCCCCUGUCGCCCGUCAGCCCCAUGGCCAGUACGAGCAGUUAG
Phyllotreta striolata is the source of this 513-nucleotide messenger RNA. Lineage: Eukaryota; Metazoa; Arthropoda; Insecta; Coleoptera; Chrysomelidae. The record is from the annotation of a GenBank genome assembly.